AUGUCUUCCGGCUUCAUCGACUACAGCAGGCGUCGUCGCGCCUCCGGGCCUGCUUCGGAAACCAGCAGGGAUGCUGCCUCUCAGCGCGGAGGCGCAGACCCCUUCGACGAACAAGACGCCCGUCCCCGCGACCAUCUAGACACAGACACCGAGGCAGAGUCUGCCGCCGUCGCACAGCCCGCACCACGCCAACAGGGCCCCUUUGACGACGCUUCCGACAUGGAAUCCGCCCAGCAGCCUCGCUCCCGCCCCGCACGCGUCGAGAUCAUGGGCGAUCCCGGCUCACGCCCUUACCCGCAUCGCGACGAGCCCGCCUUCUUCGACCCCACCUUCCCCAACUACCAGGACGAGGCGCCGCUCGAGAUGCCCUUCUUCGACCACGUCGUCGCUGACUACGGCAACUACGGCACCUUCCAGCGCCUCCGUCUCAACUUCCGCCAGAUGAUCUCCUUCUUCGCCUCCACCACCGCACUCGGCUCCGUCCUCUUCGUCGCCUACUUUGCCUACUUCAACCCCUUCAAAAAGUCGCCCCCCAAGUCGAAGACCGACCGCGAGUACGAGCGCAGGAUCACCGGCGAGCGCGGCUCCGGCAGGCCCGCCUACUACGCCGAGUUCUGGGGUUACCAGUGCGACGAACACGAAAUCGUCACCGAGGGCGGCUGGAUCCUCAAGGCCCACCGCAUCUCGGACCCGCGUCGAGGCGGCGCCGUCGGCCACCCCGUCGUCCUCCAGCACGGCAUCCUCUGCAACUCUUCUCACUUUAUCGUCAACGAGGAACGCUCCAUGGCCUUUUGGCUCGUAGACCAGGGCUUCGACGUCUGGAUCACCAACAUCCGCUCCAACUUCAAGGCUGGCCACACCGAGUACACCCGCUCCGACCCAAGAUUCUGGGCUUGGGGCCUCAAGGAGCUCGCCUUCGAUCUGCGCGACGUCGUCGACUACAUCACCGCCGCCACCGGUCGUCCCCAGCUCGCCUACGUCGGACACUCCCAGGGCUCCGGCUCCAUGUACCUCGCCCUCAGCCCCGGUAUCUGUCCCGAGAUCGGCGACAAGCUCAGCUGCUUUGUCGCUCUCGGUCCCUCGGUCUACGCUGGCUCCGUGCUGCGCAAGUUCCCCUUCUCCCUCCUCCGCCAGUUCCGCUCGCGCAAGUGGUGGGGCCUCGUCUUUGGCGUGCGCGAGUUCAUGCCCGCCAUCGGUUUCGCACAGGAGUUCCUCCCCGCCUUCUGGUUCGGCCACAUCGCCUACGUCAUCUUUGCCUUCCUCUUUGGCUUCCACGACCACAACUGGGUCUCGCGCCAGAAGCCCAAGAUCUUCCGCACGGUGCCCGUGCCCACCUCGUCCGAGCUGCUCUACUGGUACAUGUCCGGCUUCUCCCACCGAGGCUGCAUCUUUGACCCCAGGAUCACAGAGCCUUGGUUCCCGCGCACCUUCCCGCCCCACUCCAUCUUUUACGGCGACAUCGACUUCCUCGUGCUGGGCAAGCCGCUCGUACAGAGGAUCCAGCGCUACGAGAGGAACGUCGAGAUGAUCCACACCGUCGAGCUGCAGAACUACGAGCAUCUCGAUAUGAUCUUUGGCGUCGACGCUUUCAGGACCGUCUUCCCGGGUAUCAAGGACACCAUCCUGCAGACCAUCGAUCCCGAGGAUCUCGCACCCGAAAUGUCGGAGCGAGGUGGUCGUUACUAG
Moesziomyces antarcticus is the source of this 1686-nucleotide messenger RNA. Its product is annotated as alpha/beta-hydrolase. The record is from RefSeq and is a predicted model, not a curated record. The transcript has a single exon. Lineage: Eukaryota; Fungi; Basidiomycota; Ustilaginomycetes; Ustilaginales; Ustilaginaceae. Gene Ontology annotation, biological process: lipid metabolic process. Bases 1 to 1686 code for a protein of 561 amino acids.